AUGAAGGAGUUGUUACAAACUGCUCCAGAGCUCAGGUAUGGGGUGGUAGAUGGGUUGUCUUGGGCUGCGGACAGAUCUGGAAUAUUUACUGUUUCGUCUGCCUACAAGUGGAGUGAGUUAACAUCUACCAUGCCUGCAAAAAUGGUGGAGCUCAUUUGGAAGAAUGCAGCACCUCCGAAAGUGCAAUUUUUUGCUUGGCUAGCAUGGAAAGGGAGGAUCAAGACUUCUACAUAUUUGCAAAGAAUUGGAAUCCUAAGUGCCAACUCUGAUGUUAAUUGUGUAUUCUGUAGAAAGGAAAGGGAAACUGUAUCCCAUGUGCUGCUGUGUUGUUCAUUUAGUUGGAGAGUUUGGUCUAAUAUUAUUGGAUGGUGGGGCGUAUCUUGGGUACAGCCGGGGUCAGUGGUGGGUCUUAUUCAAUGGUGUGCUGGGUUUAGAUGCAAAAACAGAUUGAAGGUAAUUUGGAAGAUAAUUCCACUGGCAGUGCUUUGGUCGUUAUGGAAGCUACGGAAUGAAAUCAUCUUUAACGAGUCACAGUUGGAUUUUGGAAAGUUGUGUGAUCUUAUCAAAACACGGGUUGCAAUGUGGUUCAGGGCCUUUAGUCCUUCCUUUUGCUAUUCUGUUGAUGAUCUGAGGAUGAUCUGUUUCUGUAGGGCCGUUGUAGUGAACUGCAGAUGUGUUGGGAUAACAAUUUUGGUGGGUGGUUUGGCUGAAGGGCUAUCUGAUCUAACUGCUGCUGCUGUUGUAUUUAAUCAGUUUGAAGGACUGCUGCUGUAUCUGAUCUAA
Camellia sinensis is the source of this 783-nucleotide messenger RNA. RefSeq lists its product as uncharacterized. The record is from RefSeq and is a predicted model, not a curated record. NCBI's taxonomy places the organism in Eukaryota, Viridiplantae, Streptophyta, Magnoliopsida, Ericales, Theaceae.